UUUCUCUUCCGCGUUUCCGCGUUUCCGCGCGUCUAUGUAAUCGCACCCUGAGUCACAUGUCGGAGUAUUAUUCUAUCUUUGUUCAACUUUCCGCGAGUAACAAAGAGAUCGAAUGUGAUUCCCGAACGCAACCGGUGUUUAUAUAUAAGAUAUAUUAGACUCAUGUCUAUGAUAUAUAUGUUUGUUUUUAUACGAAAAAAUUAGGGAGUACGAUGAGUCUGAUUUAUUGCUUUAAAAAUGUUUGAUUAUUCAUUCCUGUCAGAACGACUUAAUUCAAACGUGUCAUAGUGCUUUAUUUGGAUUUACUUUUGGCUGAUAAUCAAGUAUCCGUGAAUUCUUUGAUUCAUUCUAUUUCUCAGUUGAUAGCAUUAAGGUUUAACCUUACCUUGUUCAAUUUAUAUCAGUCAAAUCGUAGGAGAAAAGCAAGAAAAAAAGUCUGAAUCAGCCUCAGCAAAAAAACGUUUCCACAUGUAUAUCACGUUGGACGACGAGGAGCUACGACGUUUCGUCGUGUGCGAAUUUUACGGCGUGGAAACAUGUUUCUGUUGGAACGAGGACAAGCUCGUCAGAUUCCCGUACACGGGGGAUUCGGUGGCACGGAACAUGAACGUCCUGACGACGCCGUAUCCUCUCAGGCAGGUCCGUUACUUCAACGAUCGAGUCUUCGUCAUAUGCAUUCCCCAGGGUGCCUACAAGCUGUCACGGACCGGCGAGUUCGCCCUCCUGAGCAAAAACGCUCUGGACAUGGGUAGCGAGUUUUGCCAGGUGGUAAUCGCCAAGAACGACGGCGUGUACCUGGACGACAAGCGGGUCAAAUCGUCCUCGUUGCUGUUUCCCGUUGCGUCAAACACGUCCGAAGAGGACAUCCGCACCUUUUCUUUAAUUCUGGAGGAUACCGAGACACAGUUCUUAAAUUGUUUCAUCGAUUCGGAAAGGAAGAGAAAUGUAUGCGUGAUCACACACGACAAAAGGUUGUUCGCGUUAAGCGAGGACAAUGUCGUGCAACUGAUCUAUACCUGCGAACGUGCCAUUGUAGAUAUUGUACCUGUAAGGAGACGAGGCAAGGUAGCGGCUCUUUUGCUUCUUAUAGAUGUAGACAUGGUGAUCUUGGUGCAUGGUGAAGAUUAUCUAGUCUUUGAGAAGAUACAUCUGGGAAAGCACAUGAUAAAUAUUUCCGCAUUCUGUGCCUGCUUCAAUACAGAAGUGGAAAACAUUUUGUGGAUAAUUUACUGCGAUCGAUUCAAGAUGUAUUAUAUGAGAAAGGAACUCUUCGUCGAUGAAAUUCAAGAGAUAAGAGUGGAAGAGAGGAAGUUUAGAUGUAUACAGUAUUACAAGCCAAAUAUAGUUUUAGGACUGUCGCAACAGAACGAAUUAGUUGAGCUUCCUCUUGACAAACUGGAAAAUUCUUUAUCGUUUAAUGCUGGUGUCAACCUUAAUAUCGAUAUGUUUCAAAAAACAGAUCUUAUUAUGGAGAGAAUUUAUGCAAAAGCAAAGGAAUUGAAUGUGCUUUACGAGAGCAAAAAAUAUGAACAAGAUAACUAUAGAAGAAUAAACCUGUAUGUUUCCAAAGAAAAACUUCAAGUAACUCCACACAUUGAAGUGUCCACACUGUGCAAUUAUCAUUACCUCGAAUUAAAUAUCACAGAGAAACUGCCUACAAACAGUUAUUUGGUAUUUACUAUUAUUUCUAUGAAUCAUAGCAUAUUUUGUAUGAAGAAAAUCACAGACGCAGUAUUUACUUUAAAAUUUCCUAUUAAUACAAAUAAAAUACUAUGUUCUUCCAAUAUCAACAUAGAUUUGAUUACAUGGAUGAAUGAACAACAACCGUGGUGUCUCAUACAAAAUUUUAUAAAUUCUUCACCGCAAGAUCUCAAAGGAAAAGAGACGAAGAAAGAUAAAACUGCCUUUAUAAAUGCAAAAAUUGCAUCAUUGCAAAAAUUAAUAGCAGACAAAGAUUUGAAUAUGACAAAAUUAAGCGAAAUAAAAAGAAUUAUACGAGCAGAAUUAUAAUUGUUUUUUAAUUAGAAAAGAUUUAGAGAAUUAUGUGAAAGAUUUUGUUUUUGUUAUAUAAAAUUUAAGAAAUAUCUUGUACUGAAUGUUGUUGUAUAUCAGAGAAAAAAUAGAGUAGUUAUUUAUUUUUAAACUAAAAUUGAAGUAGAAGAGUCUUACUUAACUCAUUACUCUAUGCUUGUGAUAUCUUAAACUUUCACAUUAAUGUGAUAUAAUGUGAUGAG
Molecule: messenger RNA, 2234 nt
Organism: Nylanderia fulva
Lineage: Eukaryota; Metazoa; Arthropoda; Insecta; Hymenoptera; Formicidae
Source: RefSeq, a predicted model, not a curated record